AUGACUUGUGCUCCAUACAAGUCAACUUGACUCCAGUGCCAGACCGAUGACAUUUGCUGUGCAGCCUUAAGGGUGGUAAGGGGGUAUAGAUCAUGUUUCACGGACCGGGCAAAAUGGCUUUUUCACGUUUCACGGACCGAAAAAUGGCCUUUUAAGCCGUUAAACCACGUUUCACGGACGUUGAAAUGGACGCUUUCACGUUUCUCGACAGUGAAAAAUGGCCAAAUCUUGUUUUACGAAAAUACCCUUUACCACCCUGAGCCUUGUGCAGCCUGUUUUAAGGACGUGACAAACUGAUAAUAACUAGAGAUUAAGGCAACAAAAAAUUGAAGGGAACAUCGUUUUAAGGCUGUCUUUCAAAGUGAAUAUGACUUACCCCUUUUCCCAACUGACUUCGGUCAGCCUGUGGUCUACAUGAGCCUAUGAUUGUUCAGCGGUUCCACCACGUGCAGCAAACAACAUGGUGUUGAAGAAAGUUGAUAAUCGUCUGCGAAUAUUGAUUGAAAAUGGCGUUCAGACUCGACAUAGAUCGCUUUUUGUGGUCGUGGGCGAUAAAGGCAGAGAUCAGGUGGUGAUUCUCCAUCAUAUGCUGUCCAAGGCAGCCGUCAAGGCCAGGCCUUCAGUACUAUGGUGCUACAAGAAAGAGCUGGGCUUCAGCAGCCACCGCAAGAAGAGGAUGAAACAACUGCAGAAAAAGAUCAAAAGUGGCACCCUAGACAUGAACAAAGAUGAUCCGUUUGAGCUUUUUGUUUCAUCAACAAAUAUUCGCUACUGUUACUACAAGGAGACGCACAAGAUUCUUGGAAAUACUUAUGGCAUGUGCGUCCUUCAGGAUUUUGAGGCGCUGACACCUAACCUGCUUGCCCGCACAGUAGAGACUGUAGAAGGAGGAGGAAUUGUUGUUAUCUUACUGAGGACAAUGUCCUCUUUGAAACAGCUUUACACAAUGAGCAUGGACGUCCAUGCUCGCUAUCGGACAGAGUCCCACCAGGAUGUUGUAGGCCGAUUCAAUGAGAGGUUUAUUCUGUCCCUGUCAUCAUGCAAAUCAUGUAUGGUGAUUGAUGACCAACUGAACAUCCUCCCCCUGACCUCGCAUUCUCUGAACAUCAAAGCAGUUCCACCCAAGCCUAAGGAGGAAUCCUUGACGCCUAGUGAGGUUGAGUUGAAGGAGUUAAAGGAUUCUCUACAAGACACGCAACCUGUCGGGUCACUCAUUAACUGCUGCCGAACUCUUGAUCAGGCUAAGGCGCUGUUAAAGUUCAUUGAGGCAAUUUCUGAGAAAACUCUUAGGACGACUGUGUCAUUAACGGCAGCUAGAGGGCGGGGCAAGUCAGCAGCAAUUGGACUAGCUCUUGCCUCUGCCGUCGCUUUUGGGUAUUCCAACAUGUUUGUCACAUCUCCAAGUCCAGAGAAUCUCCAUACCUUGUUUGAGUUUGUUUUCAAAGGCUUUGAUGCAUUAGACUAUCAGGAACACAUAGAUUAUGAGCUUGUCCAGUCCACAAAUCCUGAAUUCAAUAAGGCUGUUGUCCGCAUCAACAUAUUCAGAGAUCAUCGCCAGACAAUACAGUACAUCCAUCCAUCUGACGCUCAUAAGCUUGGUCAAGCCGAAUUGCUGUGUAUUGAUGAAGCAGCUGCCAUUCCACUCCCUCUUGUUAAGAAUCUACUUGGUCCCUAUCUUGUGUUCAUGUCUUCAACCAUAAAUGGGUAUGAGGGCACUGGCAGAUCUCUGUCUCUCAAGCUUCUCCAGCAGCUAAGACAGCAAAGUGUUCCUCAAGGGGUUACCUCCACCAAGACAGCGGAAGCUAGUGGUGCUACGACGGCAGUAAUGGGGAGGAUGCUAAGUGAGGUGACUCUAGAAGAGUCCAUACGUUAUGCGCCAGGUGAUGCUGUUGAGAAGUGGCUCAACAAGCUGCUGUGUCUUGAUGCGACAGUCACACAGAACAUUACUGGUGGCUGUCCUUUGCCAGAAAGCUGUGAGCUAUAUUAUGUAAAUAGAGAUACACUGUUCUCUUACCACAAAGCCUCAGAGGUGUUUUUGCAAAGGUUGAUGGCCCUUUAUGUAGCCUCACACUACAAGAACACCCCUGAUGAUCUCCAACUGUUGUCUGACGCCCCUGCUCAUCAUAUCUUUUGCUUGCUGGGUCCUGUAGACCCUUCUAGCCCUUCUCUUCCUGAAGUGUACUGUGUGUUACAGGUAUGUUUGGAGGGCGACAUAUCCAAGUCUACUAUAAUGAGCAGUCUAUCUCGUGGCAAGCGUGCAUCAGGGGACCUGAUCCCAUGGACUGUAUCACAACAGUUCAAUGACCAUGAAUUUGCCAGUCUGUCUGGAGGACGUGUUGUUCGCAUUGCCACACAUCCUGAUGUCCAAGGAAUGGGAUAUGGCCGGAAAGCCUUGAGCUCACUAGUUCAGUACUAUGAAGGAAAGAUUCCAAACUUGUCUGAGAAUGGCCAGACAGAAACCUCACAUUUGGGUAUCCCUACUGAAAGCGAGGCAGAUAACCUUCUAGCAGAAUCCAUUACCCCACGUGCGAACUUACCCCCCCUGUUACUGAAGCUGGGUGAGCGUCCUGCUGAGAGACUUGACUACUUGGGCGUGUCCUAUGGCCUUACUGCACAGCUCUUGAGGUUCUGGAAGAGAAGUUGCUUUGUCCCAGUCUACCUCCGUCAAACUGCUAAUGAUUUGACUGGAGAGCAUUCUUGCAUCAUGCUGCGCAUUCUUGGAGAGAUAGAUGCUGAGCAGAGUGAUGACUGGCUGAAAGCCUACACAGUAGAUUUCCGCCGCCGGUUCUUGUCCUUAUUGUCAUUCCAAUUCAGAAGUUUUCCUGCUUCUCUUGGUCUGAGUAUACUGCAAGACAAGAGCCUUAAAGACCACAAUCAAGUGUUAAGUCGUGCUGAACUUGAUUUUACACUGACAAACUAUGAUAUGAAAAGAUUGGACAUGUAUUCACGCAACAUGGUGGAUCACCACCUCAUUAUGGAUCUCGUUCCUGCAGUGGCUCGGUUUUAUUUUCUCCGUAAGCUGGACAUCUCUUUAUCGGCUAUUCAGUCUGCCAUACUUCUUGGUGUUGGUCUCCAACACAAGACAUUUGACCAGCUAGAGAAAGAGCUUGAGCUGCCUGUUGGUCAGUUAUUGGGCCUGUUUAAUAGGAUCACUCGGAAAGUUGUGCAGCACCUUAACUCUGUUGUUGAGGCAGCCAUUGAAGGAGAGAUAGUUAAGCAGAAGGAUGUCCACAUGGAACCACUGGCCAAGUCACUUAACCAAGACCUGGAAGAAGCAGCCAAGGAAAUGGAAGUUAAGCAAAAGAAAGAGCUUGAAAAGCUGAAACUUGUAGAUUUUAGCGAGUAUGCCAUUUCUGGCAAAGAAGAUGACUGGCAAGAAGCCCUGAGUGGGAAAGGCACACACAACUUAGUCAGCAUACCAAGCAGCAAGCGCAAGUCAUUGCCAACAUCUGACUCUGGACAGCAAAAGAAGCACAAGAAAAGCAAGAAACACAGACAUUCCACAAAAUGAUGUGAGCCUUGACUACCAGAUAUUGAGUGAUAAGACAACCAGACAUUGUUGUCCGGUCAUAGGAAGAUCCAGAAACUAGGUUCAAAGAUCGUUUAAGUCUUUUUACUCUGUCAUAAGAUCAUUGCGCAGCUCCCCAUCAAAUCUCUCGGCCACCCUUUUGUAGAAAUGGAAGUGAGCGGUAAGGGUAUGGUUUGGCCCUUAAGUCUUGUUUAUGUAUCUGUAUCAUAUCAGUAUUUCGAGGCCCACUACCGCCCUGAAAUAAAAAUCCAGAAAUAUUGUAAUGAAAAUAAAGAUAUUAUUUACAAAUGA
Nematostella vectensis (starlet sea anemone) is the source of this 3820-nucleotide messenger RNA. Its product is annotated as RNA cytidine acetyltransferase. Gene Ontology annotation, molecular function: tRNA binding; ATP binding; 18S rRNA cytidine N-acetyltransferase activity. Lineage: Eukaryota; Metazoa; Cnidaria; Anthozoa; Actiniaria; Edwardsiidae. The record is from RefSeq and is a predicted model, not a curated record. Gene Ontology annotation, biological process: rRNA acetylation involved in maturation of SSU-rRNA. The transcript has 29 exons. The coding region runs from base 461 to 3511 and encodes 1016 amino acids. Gene Ontology annotation, cellular component: nucleolus; 90S preribosome.